Messenger RNA from Paramuricea clavata, 6655 nucleotides. NCBI's taxonomy places the organism in Eukaryota, Metazoa, Cnidaria, Anthozoa, Malacalcyonacea, Plexauridae. The record is from the annotation of a GenBank genome assembly.
AUGACUCCAGAAAUUGUUCGGCGCGUUAUCGGAAGUCGUCGUAACGGUUGAUCAAGCAUUCAAAAUGGCGACGCAAAAGGAAUAAGUGGGAAUAACCGUAAUGUUCUUGCGCUAUGUGAAAUUUUGUAAGAAAAUGUUGUAAAAACUUGUGUUUUUUACUCAAAAACGUUUGAAGAAAACGUGUCUGAAGAAACGAUUCAAGUAAGUGAUACGAAUACAUUGUCAGGCCUUAAAAAUUUCAAUCGUACAUUUACCAGACUGGAAUCUUUCCUGUGCGCAGGGAAGUUCUUCUCCGCGCAAUUUUGACACUUUCUAUAUAUUUAUCAUUAAAUUUUCGAAAUCUUCCCCGCACAAUUUCCAAACUUUCCAGUCAGGUAUAUUUAGGCAUUUAGCCAGUCACUCAGAUUUAAUAUUUAUCUGGCAGGUUUUCAAGACGCAAAAUUGUGUUGACUACAGCUGUAUCUAGCAUGAAAGAGUCACGAUACUUAUAUGGUUUUGUUUAGUAAGUAUAAACUAUCUUCCGUGGGUAGUGAUGACAGUAGUCAUAGUCUGCGAGGUCUGUAAUUUUAGCCCAGCAUGCACUUUAUGUACGAGUCAAAUCCAACUGCGUUAACCCCUUCGAGCAAUCCUAGGGCAUUUGACUUAACAUUACCUCCAUAUAGGCAGGAAUUUGACGGCCCGGUCGGGCAUUUGACGGCCCCGUCAGGCAUUUGACCACUUGACAACAACAUGCUCAGCGGUUUUCCCUAAAAAUAUGUGUACGCUCUAGUGUUCAGGAGUUUUCUAUUUUACGUCUUUUCGAUAGUUUAAAAAUUGCUUCUGAAUUACAAAUAUCAAUCAUAGAUAUAUGAUACAAUAUGCCUGGUUAAACAAAUAGAAGAACUGUCUGGCCUAUUUUUCGUUCUUUUUAAUCUUGAAAUACUUGUUCAAUUCAAUUUUGGGCAAAAUUCCAGAACCAGGACUACCCCUAUAGCAGGGCAUUUGACUGUGAUUUCUGCCUGUUUGGGUGGGCAUUUGACCAAUUAUUUUUUCAAAAGUCAAAUUCCUGGGAAGGGGGGGGGGGCUUAUCAUGGUUGGAUUUGACUCGUACAUUAUAUUGAAACAGAAAUGAUGAAUGGAGAAUCAGGGCCUGCAUGAAAACCCAGCUUCCAUGAUUAGAGACUCUUUUCCACUCAUCGCAACUCACAAGCUCGCUGUGAGUACUUUCAUCCAAUCAGAAUGCUCGAAAGAUUAUUUUAAUUAGAUGCAAUCACUCGCAGCGUGCUUGCGAGUUGGUUUUGCGAUGAGUGGAAAAGAGCCUUAAGUGGCUGCAAGAGAAACUACCACUAUGGAGGAUGUAAUAGAAAAUGACAAAAUGGUUAAGGCUCAAUACAGUUUUUAAAAAAAUGGAAUGCCAACCUUAUGGAAAUAAAUGUGUGACCUAAACAAGCGAAACGAUGUGGAGCGAGCCAUGUUGCUUAGUGGGGUGCAGGUCCUACUUUGAAGUCCAAAAGGGCUAAAUUCAGGGAACACCGCAGAAAACGUCUGCGUGUGCACAAAAAAAAUGGAAUGGCGAGGAAUUUAAAUGCCAAAUUGUAAACAAAAACAUGGCUAUUUAAUGAUUUUAACAUUUAAAAUCUAAAAAGAAACAGAAUUUAAAUUAAAAAUUACUGUUUAAGGCUGUUUAAGGCUGUUAAAGACCAGGAGGUGUGUGAACAUUGCUUGAAAAAAUUGUUUUUUCAGCGGUAUCAAUUUCCCUUGCGUAAUUACUGCCAUACUGGCUGUCUUAGUGGUAGUAUUCUGGGUCUUAAUUUUCAUCAUACAGUUACAAUUCUUGCACCUGAUUCAUUGCUUGCAAAAAUAAAAAAUGCUUAAUGAGAUCUUUUGUGUCAAGACAGAAUCUUUCCAUUACAGACCUAUAAGUUCAUUGCAUAGACCAAUAAUGGGAAAUACUUGCUUUUUUAAUUUAAAAUCACCUACUAGCGCUGUGAAAAUGCCAGCGAUAGCCGACAGCCGGCUACUAUUUUAAACCCUGACACAUAUGAACGACGAGGAUUGGUUGGUGUGAACAUUGAACAACAUGAAAUGUGUGUAGUUUAUAUAUUUUUUAGUAAUGUUCAUUUUGAGUUUUUUAUUUAUCUGAGAUGAAAAUAAUUGAAAACACUAUUGAAUUAAUCCAGCGUUUCUUUUGAAAAUUUUACCCACUGUCAGGCACCAAAAUCUAAAGAUAGCUAUUGUAUUAAAUAUAUACAGUAUUUUCUUGCAAUUAUGUGAAGAAAAUAAGUUAAAAAACCAUGAUAAGAUGAAACAUAUACUUAAGCAGUGAAGAGCACUCCUUAACGACGUUAUAUACACGAAAUAGCCCAAUUUUUACCCACGUUUUUUCCCCGAUUUAUCUUUUGAGAGCAUCAAGUUUGAGGCAGCACUUUUCUUGCAAUAAUAACAACAUGCAUCAAGACAAAACGGAAGCUAAUUCGUUUUUAGUGCAGAGGUCAUGUGACCUAUGCACUGACUUAAAAUUCAAGUGCAUGAGUGACACCGCUCAAGGGAUAGAUAGAUAGAGUAAACAAUCCGGGGGGCGUGCAAAUGAUGCUGUUUAUAGUAAUUGUUCAUAAACAAUUGGGAUUAUAUUUUUAUUUUCAGUCGAAGCAACAUAUGUUCUGACUUAUUUAUCCAACAUUUAGAGAAGUUAUCAUUUGAGAUUAUCAAAUUAUUGUCUUUAAACCCUUGAUGUUAUAUAAACACCCCUCCCCCACCACGAUAUAAUUCAAAUGAAACAACACAUUCGUGAUCAAUUGACUGAUUGUGCAACAAUCGGAAAUUACCGAUUAUUCAUUCCACAAUCUACACGAUACCGAUGCCGACAACCUCCUUCUCAGCACGAAGGCCCCUGGGGACGAGGUUGCGAUGCCGAUUUUAUAAUGACGUCAUAAUAUCAGUUGACCAAGUAAAGGUGAUCUAUGUCGAUUUUUUAACGAUAAUUUCCAACAUAACAUGUUACUGCAAGCAACAAUCGUUGAAUGGCACGCUUCACGCAUUAAUUUAACAUAUUGCGUUAAAACGUAACGUGUAUUAACAUGCAAUGCAUAUAAUUUUUAAAGUGCGUAUUUUCUCAACAAUCGGUUUUAGACAAUCAGAAAUAUAGAUAAUUCUACUGAUUCCGAUUGUCUACCGAUAAGGCAAAAAUCGGCCUGAUACCGAUUAUUGGUCAAUCACUACAACACAUGUACUGUACUGGCAUGCAAUGGCCCUAUUAGCAGAGCCGUGCUAGUAGAUCGUGUAGAAAAGAACGAUCAAAGACACAGCAUUUUAGCAUUUCUGACAAAGAAACAGGUUGUACACAUACGAAUAACCUCCUGUGUUCACGGACGUUUUGAUAUAAAAUUGAGGGGGAAAAUCCAGAUUAAUUUGAAUCGAGCAAUAGAGAAUCACUUUGCUCUUGUAGUGAAAUAUACCGAGAUUUCAGCUUGAAACAUGCUCGGUUUCUACAUUUGAAGCGAAGGCUUUUCAUCUGGACGUUAGUUCAUUCUUUGUAUUUAUAGUAUAAACUCCGACGUUAUCUAAUUAUUAUUUUAAUCAUUCCAUAUAGGUAGAGUCUGUACGUUUGUAAUUUCCAUACUUGUCAACCGUGUAUUGAUAAGAAUAAUUAAAUAUUCAAAAAAUGUUUAGUAUAGUAUAGUAUUUCAUAUUUCCCCUUCUAUAUAAAAUUUCGCUUACCAAGAUAGCUCGGCUAAGCUCGCCUACCGAACGAAUGUUUAAUUCAUAUUUCUUUUUUUUUAUGCAGUUUUUCAUCUCUCUUGCCGAGUUUAUAAAUGUUCUAUAAUUACCGCUUGCAAAACUUGUACCUAAUUUCACUCAUUCAAGAAACCAAAUAUUUUUAUUGUCUAUCGAAUAUCGGCAUCCGCGGCCUUCGUACAACCGGCCCCCGUCACCUCUCCACUAUCCUUGGAGUCUCUGAAUCGUCAUUCAUAUAUACUUUAACAUUCGGUAAAUUAUUGAAAAACUGUACAAUGUUAGUUGCAGACCUUACCAAAACCCAUUCAAAAAGUAGGAACAUCCAAUGCAUUGACCAAAAUGAAAAAAUGUCGCAUUCGACGUACUACACGCUUAACAAGCCUUAUUUAUCAUAUAGGUUUUAAAGAUGCAAAAGUGUAUCGACUAUCUACCUCAAAAGAGCUUCAAUACAUACGGUGUUGCUCUUCUCACGUUAUUUGGGUUGUUUGCUGUCGUAGUUAUAAGCAUCUCGGGUUCUUUAGCCUUCGACACAUCAUUUCAUUGUUAUGACAAGACCAUUUCAAAGACGAAGGAGGCAUCUCUAAUAGAGAACAUCAACAUAAAAUGUUCCCUCGAGUAUCAAGAGAAAUUCCUCUUUAUCCUACCUAUGUAUGCUAUGUUUAUCUUAAACUUUAGCAUCGUCUUUGCUUUGAGUAUUAUCUAUGCAUACUUGGUGAAACAUCGUGUUGAGAAAUUUGAUUAUCCGACCAGAACGACAACUUCCAAUAAUGACGGCGAUGAAAAUCAAGAGAUGCUGCCUUCACCAAAUCCCGGCCAGAACCCGCGUGAUGUUCGUGAAUGUUUGGGUCGUUUUUCAACAUUUUCCAUCUAUGUCGUUCAUUUGCUAGUCGCUCGUAUAAUUCCAUUGUUGGUAUUUACUAUAUGGAUAUUUUACCCAGCUCAUUUUCCUAAGAAUUUCGCCUGUCCAUUGAGUCCUGAAAUGCAAAGAAAAGGAACAUCCAAUUUUAAUGUUACCCUCAAUUCACGAAAUAAUUUAACGAUUAUUGACUGUACAAAUCCCAUCGGCGGAAAAAGUAAAACCUUGGUCUAUAUCGUUGCAACAGUGGAUGUUUGUCUUGUGACAUUGUCCUUUUUGGAACUUGGCUACAUGGCGUGGUUGGCCUUCAACGACAGGGAUUUUAUGAAUGACGAAGAAUUUUGUACUGUGUACUUGUUGAGAAAGCGAAAAAGAAUUAGAAAAGAGGUGAACAAAGUUCGAGAGAGAUUCAAUCCUGAUGAUCAAGAGGUAUUUCGAUUAAAGGAUAAUUUUGGUGGUCCUGAAAUUUCCAUGCGACCUCUUGAAGAUAUAUAUGUCAAUGUCGUCAUUCAAGAAGGGAGAGAACACAUGACCGCUUACCCGAGGAAAUUUAAAAGGCACGAAAUUUACCAAUGCCAUCUCAGAACGCCAAGGACAGUUACUAAGCUUACGAGCACAGCUGAUAUAUUUAAACCAACAAAGGACGGGGAGAAGCAGGCGUAUCCGCGAGCUAUCCUUGUUAUAGGGCGACCAGGAAUUGGUAAGACCAUGUUAACAAGGAAGCUUUUACAUCAGUGGAAAGAAAAAGAAGACGAGUUCUGGCAUGAGAAAAUUGUAAUCUUGCUUCAAUUUCGUACAUUCUACAAUAAUAACGACGUCACUCUUCGAGAAAUGUUGGCCUAUGGUGAAGGAUUGUCACCAGACGACUUUGAAACUGUAUAUAAAGCGGCAUUGUCAAAUCCAACCAAAACCGUGCUGAUUUUUGAUGGAUUAGAUGAGCUUAAUGUAGACAGCAAGCUUUUGAGUGAAAAGACAACGGCAAUUAAUGACCUGAAUAAGAAAAUGCCAGUGUUUUUAAUUUUUAAGAUGUUGUUGUAUGGUAAAUUACUACGAGGUGUCACAAUAUUGACCACGUCACGGCCCACGGCACAGCAUGUUUUCCGUGACCUAAACUUUGAAAGAACAGUUGAGGUCUUGGGUUUUUUCGAGGAUCAAAUUAAGGAGUAUGUUUUUAAAUUUUGUGACAAUGAAAGUACCAGUAAUUGGAUUUGGAAUCAAAUUCAAGGAUCAGCCGAAAUGCGCAGCUUGUGUUAUAUACCUGUCAAUAGUUAUAUUGUUUGUUUAACUUUAAAGGAAAGCAAUGAAAAUGAUGAAAGUUGGUCACAACUUCACGAGGGUUUAAACAGGAAUAUUAUAGGAACUAUAACUGAACUGUACAAAAGAGCAGUAAAAGUCUUGCUAUAUCGACACCAUCCAGAAUACAAAUUAAAACCAAGGCCGAGUGAUUACCUCAUCAUCCCUUUUCCCAAAGAACUAGAGAAUGAAUUGAUGGAGCUGAAAGAAAUUGCAAUAAGUGGAAUUAGCCAAGACAAAUUAAUUUUUGAGAAAUCCACGGCUGAUGGAUUCCGAGCCCUGGCCAAUAGUGGCUUCUUCUAUCAAUUACCACACAAAGAACGGAACUUGUUUUGCUUUCUACAUUUAACACUGCAGGAGUUUCUUGCGGCAUCAAAAGUGGUUGAUGAUAUGGACAAAGUUGUGCAAUUUUUGGAUGAACAUGUUAAAGAUCCCAAGUGGCAUUUGGCGAUACAGUUUGUAGCUGGUUUAGUUGGAGAUAAAAUUAGAGAAGAUCCAAAAGAAUAUAAGAGGCAAAAGGUCCUUGCUGAUAUUCAGAAAAGGUAUUAUAUUUUCCGUAUAGUAUACCGUAUAUCACUACAAAUCUGUACGAACCAAAGUCAGAUUUGAGAUUUUUAGUCUAGGCAGACUUGUUCUAGACUGAGGCGAAGCUAAAAACCGGGACCAAAAAGGAGGUGUCGUAAUAUUCGAUCCAAUCCUUGUUUGUGGAUUUGAGAUGAUAUUUAUUACAUACUCCUAAUUUAUAAGUCAUUUUUGCCUAACAAUCUUAUCUUGAACAGUAAAAUUGUCUGA